AUGCAUGCAGAUGCCUCUAUAAGAGCCUCUCCCAAACUACCAAAUGAGCUAUCCUCUGAUCCUCUCAUUGAACAAAUACUUGGCGGACUUGAGUUGUGUUUGCUGUGGGAUAAAGUACGAGCUCUGUGCGCAAUUAUCAACACUUGCUGACUUUGCCAACAGCUUGGGAAAAGAGAUAACAGGCUCGCCGAAUGGUGGUGUCCCUUGGACCUCGAAGAAAAAUCGGACAGCGAAGAACCACGAGUGACUAUCAAGGACGUGAAUAUUGCACUUGAUAAUUGGAAAGCUCGCUUUGCUCACUCAUUCUCAACAGGUAUACCCCCCUAAUACAGGUUCAUAGAAUCAACCAGUUAACAGAACUCAGACACUGGAACAAAUGCCAACAAUCUCAACCUGAUUUACCAUUAUCAUUAUACAAGGUCCUGUCUCCACACCCACUUCAUCCGACGUACAUCGUCGAAUUCCCCUACCGACAGAGAGCAAGCGGAAGCCAUCAUAAAAUGUGUUGACUCUGUUCUCAGUAUCUUCAAUUUGUACCAUACACUGGGACCAACGAGAAGAGACCAACUCCGAUACUUCCCAGGAUUCCUCUUCGUCAUCCUAUCAUUCUGCGCCUCCUUCUUGAUGAAAGCAAUCCAAGUCUUUCCAGCCCUAUUUCCCUAUCCAAACUCGGAUCUCGCAUUGCUAGGAAGACUGGCUGAACUUAUGAUUGGCCUCGGUGACUCAGGACAUGAUGCUUUCAUUAGCGGAACUCUAAUCCUUCGUCAUCUUGAUAAAAUGGAAAUGCCAACCAACCAACAUGUGGAGUCUUUUAACGGUCUACAACCGCAGGAGGGUCUUGUGAUAUCCACGGAUGAGCGGGUCAGUUGA
Hymenoscyphus albidus is the source of this 870-nucleotide messenger RNA. NCBI's taxonomy places the organism in Eukaryota, Fungi, Ascomycota, Leotiomycetes, Helotiales, Helotiaceae. The record is from the annotation of a GenBank genome assembly.